AAUAUAAAACAAAAAAAAUGUAUAAAAUUAUUUGUUAAUACACAGCCAUUAGAUUUGGUUUCCCCGGGUUUUUCCCCACAAUUUCCAUCGAUCCGGCGUUAAUCAUGACGCCGACCAAUGUGAUCCUGCUGCAGUUCAGCAUUAAUUGCUUCAAGAUAAUCUUCAUCUACUGCAUCUGUGUGCAUGUCCUGGAGCAUGUGAUCACCAGGAUCCAGGAGAGAUAAGUUCACGGAAAAUGCAAA
Molecule: messenger RNA, 242 nt
Organism: Drosophila serrata
Lineage: Eukaryota; Metazoa; Arthropoda; Insecta; Diptera; Drosophilidae
Source: RefSeq, a predicted model, not a curated record